Messenger RNA from Vanrija pseudolonga, 1267 nucleotides. RefSeq names its product urease accessory UreF-like protein (gene SPAC29A4.13). The transcript has 3 exons. The record is from RefSeq and is a predicted model, not a curated record. The coding region runs from base 31 to 1152 and encodes 373 amino acids. Lineage: Eukaryota; Fungi; Basidiomycota; Tremellomycetes; Trichosporonales; Trichosporonaceae. Gene Ontology annotation, molecular function: nickel cation binding.
CCUGACUCCAACCCAAACGACACGACACGAAUGGCAGCGGUAGCGACAGCACAAGUCAACGGUAACGGCGAGGCGCACAUUACGACACCAGCACAAGUGGGCAGCGGCGUCCCAGCGGUGUCUUGGCUGGGCUCGGCGGUGUCGUCGGGAUCGCAAUCUUCGCCAAUGAACGGGUCUGCUGCAAACGGCGUGCCCAACGGCGCGACGAACGGCGGUAGCACGUCGAAUGGCGCGAGCGCCAGCGCCGCCGCCCUGCUCGACCCGACGGCCCAGCACCUCCUCUACGUGCUGCUCGACUCGAACCUCCCGACGGGCGGGUUCGUCGCGUCGUCCGGGCUCGAGUCGUACGCGAAGCACGGGUUCCUGCGCCCGCGCGCGGCGGAGCCGUACGCGCCGGGGCAGACGAGCGCGGUGGGCACGGCCGAGCUCGCGGCCCCCAGCAGCGCGGCAGCGAUGGGGCCGUCCAAGGCCGGCCCGGCGCUCGUGGGGUUCGCCGACGCCGAGGUGGAGAACUAUGCCGCCAGCACGGGGUUCUACGUCGCGCGCGGGUGGGCCAUCGUGCGUGAGCAUGCCGGGGAUGCGGACGCCGGCGCUGGCGUCGACGCGCUCGUCGCCCUCGACAAGGCCCACGAGGCCACCCUGCUCAGCCACGUCGCCCGCCGCGCGUCCAAGGCGCAGGGCAUCGCGACCCUCAGCCUCUACUUCCGCGGCCUGUCCGCGCCGCCGGGGUUCGAGAGCGCUGCCGACGCCGCUGUGCGUGACCUGGUCGACGGGUACCGCAAUCGGAUUCGCCGCGGGCUCGCGCCGGGUCACUUGGCUACGUGCUGGGGUGUCGUGACUGCCGCGCUGGGCAUGGACCUUGAAACAUCCCUCCACCUAUACACCUUCACGCACACCCGCGCCCUCCUCUCCUCGGCGGUCCGGCUGAACAUCAUCGGGCCGUACCUCUCCACGCAGCUCCUCUCGCACCCCAUGCGCGACCUUCUCUCGAAGACUACGGGCGCGUCGCCCGCCGGGCCGGGCGAGUCGGCCGGCGACGCCGACUGGAGCUGGGCCGACGAGGCGGAGCAUGGGCCUGCGACGACUUGGCCGCUGGGCGAGAUUCUGGCCGCUAGGCAUGAUUUGCAGCACUCGAGGAUAUUCAACAGCUAGCCGACGCCGAGCGGAGCGAGGCGUAGGCAUGCUGGCGAGCAGCGAAGCGCGGGGGGAUGGCUGUUCGAAGGGGAGUGGGGAGGAGAGAGGACACAGGUGGCGGCCUAUACAAACC